AUGAGGCUUAUAUCUUGGAACUGUCAAGGCCUAGGGGCAGACCUGACCGGAAAGACACUCCGACGUUUGGUUAAACGUCAUAACCCCUCUAUGCUUUUUCUUAUGGAGACUAGACAGCAGGAACCAGUGCUAAAGUAUUGGCUGAAACAACUGCGGUUUGACCACUUGCAUGUUGUCAAUCCCACAAAUAAUGGUGGCGGUGGUCUUGCUCUUUUCUGGGACAACUCUGUCCAGGUCUCCAGUAUUAUCGGCACGGUUAAUUAUGUAAAUACUAGUGUGUUUUUCAUUUCAGAAAAUUUUCACUGCAAUGUUUCUUGGUUGUACGGGAACCCCCAUGUGAAUCAAAAAACAGGCUUUUGGCGUUCUUUGUACACAACUUUCUCCCCUCAUGCUCUCCCUUGGUUGUGCUUGGGUGAUUUUAAUGAAAUGCUGUGGCUCCAUGAAAAAUGGGGAGACAACUUUCUCCAACUCUCAGAUCUUCUUUUCCAAGGGCCAGACUUCACUUGGUACGCCUAUCAACAUGGCAAGGUGGUAAUCAAAGAACGUCUGGACUGUGCCUUUGCCAAUAAUGAGUGGAUUGCAAACCAUCCACAGACCCAAGUCUUUCACCUUCCUUUACUUGGAUCGGACCAUAGACCAAUCAUGCUUGAUACUAAUCCAAAGGAGUUGAAGUCUCCACCAAUUUUCUGCUUUGAACAUCUCUGGACCACUCAUCCUACUUGUCAACAGAUAAUACACUCCAACUGGCAUACUUCCUCCUCUCUGGAUCUUUCCUCCUCUUGGGCUACAAACCUUCGAAAGUGCCAAUAUGCCCUCUCUCUUUGGGCAAAGGAUACUUUCCCGAAUUUUGGCAAGAUUGAAAUUGUUGGACAAACUCGGAUUCAGUCUCUAUUAGACUCUGACCUGACUGAUGCUCACCAACAAAUCAAAUCAGUCUCUGAUGAUAUUGCUUCUCACUGGGCUCUUGAGGAAAUGUAUUGGAAACAAAGGUCAAGGGUUUCGUGGCUAGCCCAUGGAGACCAUAACACUCGGUACUUCCAUCAGUCAACAAUCAUGCAUCGUCGAAGAAACAAGAUUCUUAGACUUAAGAAUGAUGAGGGUACUUGGUUAACAAAUGAGAGAGAUAUUGUUGCCCACCUAAACCACUUUUUUCGGGAAAUGUAUGAUGCUUCGCCAACUACCCACAUGCAAACAGUUCUUGAGUUUGUUGAUCCGGUGGUAACCAGGGAUAUGAAUGUGGCCCUGCUGGCAGAUAUCACCAUGGAGGAAGUAAAAGCUGCAGUUUUCUAUUUGGGAGGGCUUAAAUCUCCGGGACCGGACGACUUUCCUGGUACUUUCUACCAAUCAUAUUGGGAAAUUGUCAAGAAAGUGGUCCAUGAAGCAACAGCUCAAUCUUUUGCCUCUGCCUCCAUUUUGAAUCAAUUUAAUGCCACCUAUAUUGCUUUAAUUCCUAAGGUGGAAGUUCCCCAGCUAGCUACCCAUUUUCGUCCCAUUGCUCUCUGCAACUUUGCAUACAAAAUCUUGACAAAAAUCAUAUCUACCAGACUCAGACCUUUUAUGCCUUCCCUUAUUUCUGAAAACCAGUCGGCUUUCGUCUCUGGCCGACAGAUUCAGGACAACAUUCUAGUGGCCCAUGAACUUUUUCAUCACCUCAAGUUACUUAAGGCAGGAUCUGACGGUGAAUUUGCAAUCAAACUUGACAUGAAUAAAGCAUAUGACCGGGUGGAUUGGAAGUUUUUGGAAUUGGUCCUUCUCAAAAUGGGUUUCCAUCAUCUCUGGUUUGAUGUUGGGCAUGAGCCCGAUUCUCAACCCGGGUUUUUACCUUGGUCUUCCUACCGUCUGGGGACGCUCCAUGCUUUAGCCUAUGUCAAGGAGAAUAUUGAAAAGAAGAUCUCAGGGUGGAACAUUUCCACUCUCUCCCAAGCUGGGAAAGAAAUCAUGAUCAAGGCUGUGGCAAUGGGAGACAACACUACUACGGGAAUUCAUUGGAAGAAGUGGGCUUCUCUUGCCUUGCCAAAAACUGAUGGGGGCAUGGGUUUUCGAAGUAUUGAGACUUUCAAUUUAGCUCUUCUGGCUAAGCAGGGUUGGAGGAUAUUGACUAAUCCUAAUGCUCUUUGGGUUGGUUCUGGCAACACAAUUGACUUUUGGAGGGACAACUGGAUCCCACGCCUUCCGUCAUUCAAUUUGCUAAAUCAAAUGCCCCUUAAUUCUCCGGUCAUCCAUGUCAGUAAUUUUAUUGAUACAACCAACCAGGAGUGGAACUUGGACCCUGUCACCCCUCUCCUCUCAAUGGAAACCAUUAAUGCUAUAAGGGCUACCUCAUUCGGCAAUCCGGAGGAAUUAGACUCUUUACUAUGGUCGGCAAAUUCUUCUGGUAUCUACUCGGUACGGUCUGGGUAUGAAUCUAAAGUUAUGACAGCUGCUCCCAAUCCUGCAGGACACCCUCAUCUUUCGCACUCUAUCCACACGAGUAUUUGGACUUGGCUGUGGAAAGUCAAGGCAACUCCUCGCAUCAAACACUUCAUGUGGCGUGCUCUCUCUGGUGCUCUAGCAACUAACCACAAUAGAUUCCGAAGGCACCUGGCUUCAUCCCCUAUCUGCACCCUAUGUGAGGCUCAUUCUGAAACAAUUGAACAUGUUUUAUUCUUAUGCCCUUGGGCAAUGAGAACAUGGUUCUGCCACCCUCUGUCUUACAAGGUUGAUCCCCAAUCCGUCACAUCGCUUGAUAGAUGGAUUGUGACUGUCUUUAGAUUGGAAGAUACAUCUUCUUCAUCCAACCGGUUCUUUCAAACCCAUGUUUUGUUCUUACUAUGGUUCAUUUGGAAGCAGAGGUGCAACAGUGUGUUCAACAAUGAAAUUCCUGAUCCAGUCCACACUGCUUCCCGUGCCCACUCGGCAGCCUCAGAAUAUCUCAUGAUCCCUCAAGGCCUCUCCCGCAAAAUCACGAAGCCCAUUACAUGGGUGACAGAAUUGAAAUUAUGGAAUCCCCCCUCCCCUGGUCUUCUGAAGAUCAAUACAGAUGCGGCAUGGGAUGAGAGGUCCUCGGAGUGUGGACUAGCUUCCAUUAUUCGUGACUCCAAUGGGUCUGUCCUUGGUGGCUUUGCGAAGUCGACUCAUGCCUCUUCCUCUCUGGCAGCAGAAGCCAUGGCUAUUGUGCUUGGUCUUUCUCUGGCCUCUUCUUUAUCCCUUUCUUCUUUUCAGUUGGAAUCUGACUCCUUGGUACUGAUUUCAACCUUCUUAAACCCUCUCUCAUCGAUCGACUGGUCGGCUUCGCGGAUUGUGGCAAAGAUCCGGGUACUAGCUGGGCAAUUUGAUCGAGUAAACUGGCUCUGGGCGAGUAGGUAUGCUAAUCAAACUGCAGAUCUCGUGGCGGCGUUGGCAUCGCGCAGGGUGUGCACCGAGGACUGGGUUUCCAAUCCUCCUCCCUCCCUAAUGCGCAUACUUCUCUUUGAUGCUCAAGGGCCUCCUCCUUGA
Messenger RNA from Rosa chinensis, 3474 nucleotides. RefSeq lists its product as uncharacterized. The record is from RefSeq and is a predicted model, not a curated record. Bases 1 to 3474 code for a protein of 1157 amino acids. Lineage: Eukaryota; Viridiplantae; Streptophyta; Magnoliopsida; Rosales; Rosaceae. The transcript has 4 exons. Gene Ontology annotation, molecular function: nucleic acid binding; RNA-DNA hybrid ribonuclease activity.